This is a messenger RNA of Gopherus evgoodei (Goodes thornscrub tortoise), 1561 nucleotides long. Its product is annotated as killer cell lectin-like receptor subfamily G member 1. Lineage: Eukaryota; Metazoa; Chordata; Testudines; Testudinidae. Bases 53 to 784 code for a protein of 243 amino acids. The record is from RefSeq and is a predicted model, not a curated record. The transcript is spliced from 6 exons.
CCACGCCAGGCUGCGCGGGGGCGGGGGUGCUGCCGUCCCAGUGGCAGGGAGCAUGGCUGCAGCCCAGGAGAUGGCAGAGGGGGUCGUGUACGCCGACAUCUCCUUCCCCCCACCUGCCCCGACAGCAGCCCCGCAGCAGCUUCCCUCGUCAUCCUGGCGGCAGGUGGCUCUCGGCCUGGCUCUCCUGUGCAUCCUGCUCCUGGCAGCGCUGCUCGGCCUGGGCCUGCACCUGCACCAGCACCGGCGAGUGGGGAGCUGUGCCCCGAAGCUGAGGAGCAUGGAGGAGAGCCUCGAACACAGGCUGCAGCAGCAGGAGAGAUUCCUGGCAGGGCGGUGCCGGUUCUGCCCAGCCGGCUGGCUCGAGGAUGCUGGGAAGCGCUAUUACUUUUCUUCGGCCAAGAGGGACUGGGCCAAGAGCAAAGAGGAUUGUUGCUCCCGCGGCGCCCAGCUCGUCACCAUCAGAGCCAAUGCCACGCUGGCCUUCCUGCAGCGCGUGUCCAAGAGCAACAUGUUCCACAUUGGGCUGAAGAAGGAACGUGCCAGACUUGACUGGAAGUGGGUGGACGGCUCCGUACUGAACAGGCUCUUCCUUGUGACGCGCUCCACCACCUCCUACCUGGCCUGUGGGAGGGUGUCGGGCCGAGGGCUGUCGGACGGGUUGUGCACAGACGCCUGCCGCUGGAUCUGUGAGCAGAGUGCCCUCACCUUGCAGUGGGGCCUCGGCUCUGCCCCUCCCACUUUCCUGUGGGGGAACACGACCUACACCUGCAUCGAUCCCCAGUGAGAGCGGCCAAGGGCCCAACCCCGGGACCCUGCCCCUGGUGACCUGCUCCCCUCUACUCCCAGUCCUCCUCCCCUCAGGACCCUGGUGACCCAUACACCCCCACCCCCAGGAGCCUGCUGCACUGUCUCCCCUGCCCAGACUGGCCCCCACCAGGAAGCCUGCUGCCCAGGCCCAGACCCCCCCCAAACGGAGGCCCCACACUCCUGCCUCCCCCGGUCCCAGCUGCCCAGGACAUGCCCUGCAGCGUGUGCUCUGCCGCACUAGACCAUGACAGCACUGGCUGUGUCUGAUCCCGGGCUGGAGCGCAGGGCAAGGCUGAGCACGGCGCGGCAUCGACACACGAACAGCAGCAGCUCCUGGCACAUCCCAGCCUCAGCCCAGGUUCCUGCUGGCCCAGACUGCGGCUGUCGCCUGCCCCGGGGUUGGGGCUCCCAUGAGCCCGUCAGGCCCAUGCUCCACUCCGUCCAGCAGCCCCAGGUACUGCCCAGGCCCUAACCGUCAGAGCAAUUACCAGGUCAAUCCCCCGCUCCGUCAGAGCCAGAACGUCACUCUCUGGCCCCCUGACAGCUGCACUCCUCUGGGACAAUGCAGACCGCAGGGUCCAGGUGUGACGCAGUGGGGAGUGGGGCGGAUUGACCAGGGAACGUGUCUAGUUUAGCUGGGACUGUCUGCAUGGGGAAUGGGAGAGCAAGGGGUGACUUUAGGUGAAGGAUGGUACCUGAGCCUCUAACCUGAGCCAGGAGGGGGGUAGGAGCCAGGUGACACCUUUGCCUGGGA